CAAUCAAAAUUUCCCUCCACACAUUUCUUCAUUACCUUAUCUUUCAAACAAAGAAUUCCUCUGCCGUAAUUUUCCUUGCUCUUUCUUUCAUGUCUACUGCCUUAAACGAUAAAUUAACAACCUUCAACACAAGCCUCCGAUAAAAUUGGAACCUUGCUAAUAAUCAUCUGACCAACAAAAAUGGUAACCCAGUUGGGUUUUGCAAUCAAUUCUCCUCGUCUUUCAUUUUCCCCUCCACUUCUUCACAAACCUUUCAACUCACUUUCCACUUCUUCUUCUUCUUCAUCGAAGCUUCACUUCAAUUCUUCCGCUAAGUUUAUCGAUCACAAAUCACUUGCCCGGCGUAGAGUUUUCAUUAUUUCAGCUAAAGCUGCUGAUCAACAACAAGACCAGGCUUCGGAAGACGAGGUUAUUGACAGUAAUGUCUUGCAGUAUUGUAGCAUAGACAAGAAGGAGAAGAAGACAGUAGGGGAACUUGAGCAAGAUUUUCUCCAAGCACUCCAAUCGUUCUACUAUGAGGGAAAGGCUACCAUGUCAAAUGAAGAAUUUGAUAAUCUCAAGGAAGAACUGAUGUGGGAAGGAAGCAGCGUUGUGAUGCUAAGUUCGAGUGAACAAAAGUUUCUGGAAGCUGCGAUGGCCUAUGUAUCUGGGAAACCUAUAAUGACAGACAAAGAGUACGACGAAUUGAAAUUACAACUCAAGAUUGACGGAAGCGAAAUCGUUGUAGAGGGUCCAAGAUGCAGUCUUCGUAGUAAAAAGGUCUACAGCGAUUUGACGGUUGACUAUGUUAAGAUGUUUCUACUGCAAGUCCCAGCAGCUGUUGUUGCACUUGGAUUGUUCUUCUUCCUGGAUGACAUUACUGGAUUUGAAAUCACAUAUCUUUUGGAGCUUCCAGAGCCAUUCAGCUUCAUUUUCACGUGGUUUGCUGCUCUGCCCCUCAUUUUCUAUCUAUCUCAAGCAUUCACAAACGCUAUCGUGAAAGAUUUUCUGAUCCUAAAGGGCGCCUGUCCGAACUGUGGAACUGAAAAUACAUCCUUCUUCGGAACUAUACUAUCAAUAGCUAGCGGUGGUGUUACUAAUACAGUUAAAUGCACAAACUGUGGCACUCCUCUAGUAUAUGAUUCCAAAACUCGUUUGAUUACAUUGCCAGAACAAGCUUGAUAAGAGGGAUGACAUCUAUCUGAAUGACUCCCAACCUUCUCUACUGUUAACCUAUGGUGAUAAGCUGCAUUAAGUAAUUUUGGUAUCGUCAAAAGAAUGAUAACCUGAGAGGGAGACCCACCUUGUGCUAUCUGUACCUUUUUAAGUCUUGUUAAUAUGUAUAUUGUGUUAUACCUGGAUACCAACAGAAUGGAAAGAAGUAUGUAAUGAUUGAUUAUAUGCUGUUUGCAAUAUUAAGGGAAGCGUCUUAUAGGUAGUGAAACUUAAUGCUAAUGGAACUACAAUGGCCAAUUUGCAGUGCUGAUGUUCAUGAUUCUGUUGUUUGUUGAAAAAAAUAGUUUGAUAAUUUAA
Molecule: messenger RNA, 1512 nt
Organism: Papaver somniferum (opium poppy)
Lineage: Eukaryota; Viridiplantae; Streptophyta; Magnoliopsida; Ranunculales; Papaveraceae
Product: PGR5-like protein 1A, chloroplastic
Exons: 11
Coding region: 181-1161 (326 amino acids)
Biological process (GO): photosynthetic electron transport in photosystem I
Cellular component (GO): chloroplast thylakoid membrane
Molecular function (GO): oxidoreductase activity, acting on iron-sulfur proteins as donors
Source: RefSeq, a predicted model, not a curated record